UCCUCCCACCCGCAGCCGACGAAACUUUCCCCAAGCCCCUCGGUGGAUCGGACCGCCGCGCUCAAUCCAUGUCGGAGGAAUCUGGUCGCCCUUUGCCCAAGUUUGGCGAAUGGGACGUCAACGACCCAGCUUCUGCUGAUGGGUUCACUGUUAUAUUCAACAAAGCCAGGGAUGAGAAGAAGGCUGGGAAUGGACAAGAUACCGAAUCCCCUUGCAAAGACGCCAGGACUGAGAGGGUGGAAGCUUAUGCCACCAAGGCAAAUUCAAAGAAGUGGUUUUGCUGCGUGACGCCAAGUCCUACACAAUCUUGAGGAGGACAAGCAUCGCCUGAAGAAGAAUGGUUGCGAAAGUAUGGUCGUUUAAUUUUGCUAUAUACAUACUAUCCAUAAGACCUUGUAAGAGGUACCCAGGCCCCCUGGGCCAUCACGAUGGGUAUCUCGUAAAACUCUGAAGUGUGUAUGUAUGGUGUGAGGGUUGUCAGACACUCGUUUGGAUAAGUGAACUUCUGAUUGUAA
Triticum aestivum (bread wheat) is the source of this 515-nucleotide messenger RNA. RefSeq names its product protein NOI4. Lineage: Eukaryota; Viridiplantae; Streptophyta; Magnoliopsida; Poales; Poaceae. The record is from RefSeq and is a predicted model, not a curated record.